AUCAGAAAACUCGUGAAGAUGCCCAAAGACAGCUUGAGCAAGCAGAAACGACUAACUUUCCCAUGUAUGUUGCGAUGCUCUGUCAAGAGCUUGCAAAUGAACAGUCGUCACAGUAUACUCGAAACGCGGCUGGUAUAGCUUUGAAAAAUACUCUGUCCUCGUCGGAGGCGUCUAGAAGAAAUGAAAUGAUACAAAGAUGGUUAUCGGUGGACGAGGCAACAAGGCAACAAAUUAAACAAGCGGUACUAACCACGUUGGCAUCUUCAGACACAAGAGCUGCGACCACAGCUGCACAGGUUAUUGCUGCGAUCGGAGCUAUCGAACUCCCUAUGGAAAAUCAGUGGCCUGAUUUAAUGAAAAAUUUGUUAGAAAAUGUUACCACAACUAAUAAUAGUACCCUCAAGAUAGCAACCCUGACCGCGAUUGGUUAUAUUUGUGAAUUGAUCGAUCCUAUUAUUUUGGCACCUCAAGCUGGAGCUAUCCUUACUGCAGUUGUAUCAGGUGCCAAAAAAGAGGAACCCAAUCAAGAUGUUCGUAAAGCUGCAAUUGAUGCUCUUUACAACUCGCUCGAGUUUAUUCGUGACAAUUUUGAACGCGAGGGCGAACGUAAUUACAUAAUGCAAAUUGUUUGUGAGGCCACACAAAGCUCUGAUGUAAAUGUGCAAGUUGCUGCCUUUGAAUGUUUGGUCAGAAUAAUGCAGAUUUAUUAUGACAAGAUGAGAUUUUAUAUGGAAAAGGCUUUAUUUGGUUUGACCGUCCUUGGAAUGAAAAGUGAAGAUGAAAGAGUUGCUUUGCAAGCUGUCGAAUUUUGGUCAACAGUAUGUGACGAGGAAAUCGAAUUGGCCAAUGAAGCUUUAGAGGCUUCGGAUGCAGGAGAAACUCCGGAUCGUUUAAGUCAUAACUUUGCAAAAGCUGCUUUACCUGAAAUAUUACCUGUCUUGCUUUGGCUUCUCACUAAACAAGAAGAAGAUGCCGAUGAAGACGAUUGGAAUGUUGCAAUGGCUGCUGGAACUUGUUUAUCACUUUUGGCUCAAUGCGUUGAGGAUGCCAUCGUUACGCCCGUGAUUCCGUUCGUAGAAAGUCAUAUUCGUAGCGCAGAUUGGCGUUUCCGGGAAGCAGCUAUUAUGGCCUUCGGAUCCAUUUUAGAAGGCCCCGAACACAAAAUGUUAACUAAUUUGGUAAAUCAAGCUUUGCCAGUUCUGAUUGACAUGAUGAAGGAUGAUUCAGCUCAGGUUAAAGAUACGACUGCUUGGACCCUUGGACGCGUUUCAGAAUUGUUGAUUGAAUGUAUUAAGCCUGAUGAACAUCUUCAAAGCCUUGUUUCUGCACUUGUCUUGGGAUUAAGAGAUUCGCCAAGAAUUGUCUCAAAUUGUUGCUGGGCCCUGAUGAGCUUGUCUGAUCAGUUUGGUAGCAGAGAAUCUUCUUUACCAACCUAUGCUUUAUCUCCUUUCUACGAGGGAAUUAUUUCGGCUCUCAUGGAAACUACGGAGAGGUCAACCAAUGAAUCUAACUCGCGAACAUCUGCUUAUGAAUGCAUCUCCACUCUGGUGCAAGGGGCCGCAUUGGACUGUUUUUCGACCAUCCAAAAGCUGACGGUCACUAUACUUGAUAGAUUGGACGCUACCAUUCAAGCAACAAAUCAAAUUAUAGGCAGUGACGAACGUCAUGCUCACUCAGAACUUCAAUCAAAUCUUUGUAGUGUCUUAACGAGUAUAAUCCGCAAAUUGAAGCAAGAAGUGGUGCCAUUCGCCGAUAGAAUUAUGACUACAUUAUUAUCCUUGUUUACUUCAUCAACAAAACAUUCGACAACAUUGGAAGACGGAUUCUUAGCUGUAGGUGCCAUCACUACAGCUGUGGAAGCUGAUUUCGUCAGAUAUCUUGAUGCUUUCGCCCCAUUCCUUUAUGCUGCGCUUUCGAAUCACGAGGAAUAUGCUCUUUGUUCGAUUGCCGUUGGACUUAUUGGUGAUAUCUGUCGUGCCCUCCAAGAGGCAUCAUUGCCAUAUUGUGAUACAUUUAUGAACAUGUUAUUGCAAAUGCUUCAAAGUCCUAUAUUGAACAGGAACACCAAACCCGCA
Funneliformis mosseae is the source of this 2075-nucleotide messenger RNA. NCBI's taxonomy places the organism in Eukaryota, Fungi, Glomeromycota, Glomeromycetes, Glomerales, Glomeraceae. The record is from the annotation of a GenBank genome assembly.